Molecule: messenger RNA, 911 nt
Organism: Plasmodium cynomolgi strain B
Lineage: Eukaryota; Apicomplexa; Aconoidasida; Haemosporida; Plasmodiidae
Product: protein phosphatase-beta
Exons: 2
Coding region: 54-911 (285 amino acids)
Biological process (GO): peptidyl-serine dephosphorylation; mitotic cell cycle
Cellular component (GO): cytosol
Molecular function (GO): protein serine/threonine phosphatase activity
Source: RefSeq, a predicted model, not a curated record
GGAUUAACAAAUUGCUAAAAUGCGAGCUGCUUCACAUCGAGGAAGUCAAGCUCAUGUGCACACUGCUCAGGGACAUCCUGAAGAAGGAGCCCAACUGUGUGCAGGUGAGCGUCCCCGUGACCGUCGCGGGGGACAUCCACGGCCAGUUUUACGACCUUCUGGAGCUGUUCCACAUAGGAGGAUUCCCGCCGGACGUGAACUACCUCUUCCUGGGCGACUACGUGGACAGGGGGUACUACUCAUGCGAGUGCUUCUGCCUGGUGGCCUGCCUCAAGAUCAAGUACCCCAGCAGAGUGACCAUCCUAAGGGGGAACCACGAGAGCCGACAAAUAACCAAAGUUUACGGUUUUUACGAUGAGUGCAUGAGGAAAUACCAAGGAGACUACAACGCCUGGAGGUACAUAACGGACGCCUUCGAUUAUCUACCCCUCACAGCCAUCAUUAGCAAUCAGAUUUUUUGUGACCAUGGAGGAAUAUCUCCCUAUUUGCAGACCAUUAAUCAAAUUAACAACUUAGAUCGAUUUAAGGAAAUCCCGCAGGAUGGUCCCAUUUGCGACUUACUUUGGAGUGACCCUGCUGGACCUGAGGAUGGGAUCAUCGAAGGAUGGAAAGCAUCACCUAGGGGUGCCGGUGUUGUGUUUAGCGAAGAGAGGACGAAUGCGUUUCUUCGACUGAAUAAGCUUAGCUGUAUAUGUAGGGCUCACCAGCUCGUGCAGGACGGCUUCUUAUGGAUGCACAAUGACAAGGUGGUGACAAUUUUUAGUGCUCCAAAUUAUUGUUAUAGGUGUGGCAAUUCCGCUUCUCUAAUGCUCGUCGAUGAGUACAUGGAGAAGGACUUCGUUACCUUUAACACGGCUCCCCUAAGAGCCAACGCCAAGGCUUUGAGGAGGAACGUGGGCUACAUGCUGUGA